Arachis stenosperma is the source of this 1018-nucleotide messenger RNA. Its product is annotated as probable glutathione S-transferase. Gene Ontology annotation, biological process: glutathione metabolic process. Gene Ontology annotation, cellular component: cytoplasm. The record is from RefSeq and is a predicted model, not a curated record. Gene Ontology annotation, molecular function: glutathione transferase activity. The coding region runs from base 137 to 808 and encodes 223 amino acids. The transcript is spliced from 2 exons. Lineage: Eukaryota; Viridiplantae; Streptophyta; Magnoliopsida; Fabales; Fabaceae.
AGCUUGCUUCUUGGUUCUAUAAAUCCCCAGACAAGGACUAUCAUAGGAAUCACCAAUCAUAUACCAAAAUCUAAGUACAUCUCUUAUUUCUCUCUAAGUGCAACCAGAUUUGAAUUGUUUUUUGCUUCUAAUCAAUAUGGCUGAGGAAGAUGUGAAGCUCUUGGGGGUUGUGGGAAGCCCGUUUGUUUGCAGGGUUCAGAUUGCUCUAAAAUUGAAGGGAGUUGAAUACAAAUUUGUAACACAAGAUUUGCAGAUCAAGAGUGAAGAACUCCUCAAAUACAACCCAAUUUACAAGAAGGUGCCAGUGCUUGUUCACAAUGAGAGGCCCAUAAAUGAGUCCCUUGUGAUUGUUGAAUACAUCGAUGAAGCUUGGAAAGGCAAAUCCAUUUUGCCCGCCGAUCCUUACCAGAGAGCCUUGGCACGUUUCUGGGCCAAGUUCAUAGAUGACAAGGUGUUCGGUGCUGCAUGGAAAUCUGUUUUCACCGUUAACGAGGAAGAGCGUGAGAAGAACGUUAAAGAAACACACGAGGGUCUUCAGUUUCUUGAAGAUGAGCUUAAAGACAAGUUUUUUGGAGGAGAGGAAUAUGGCCUUGUGGACAUUGCCGCUGUAAACAUUGCGUUUUGGGUGCCUCUGGUUCAAGAAGUUGCAGGUCUUCAACUGUUCACUAAUGAGAAGUUUCCCAAACUCUACAAAUGGAGUCAAGAAUUUCUGAGUCAACCAACUAUCGAAGAGUGUUUGCCUCCUAGAGACCCAAUUUUUGCCUUCUUCAAAGGUCGCUACGAAAGCCUUCUUGCUUCAGCAAAAUAGAUUUGAUACUAGAGAGGGGGUUGAAAUGAAUGUUGGAGUUUGUUGAGGAAUGUAUUGAGUUUCUUGUGUGGUGGUGUUGACGUGGUGUUGUUCAAUUGUUUUUAUUAGAAUUUCGUUUAUUACAAACGGUACUGUUGUAAACCUCGGAUUCCUCCUUGUUAGAGAAAUCCUACGAUCUUCUCGGUUAAUAAAAGAGUUUGUUAAUCAUAA